AUGAGCGAGAACGAGGGAAGGCAACGUUGGCGAAUCUGCGAGGCGCACCGCCCCUCCGCCACCCUCCUCUCGACGUCUAACAUUCUCCCCGUCCGUCCCCCCCGGCCCUCGGAGCUCCCCCUCCCCACUCAGCAGGGUCUCUUCUCGGGGAGGGAAGAGGCGCAAAAGCGCAGCCGGAGCCGAUUCCGCCGCCCAUCUCGAGGCGCUUGCCAAAGGGCGAGGAGCCUCCGGAUCCCGUUGAUCGGCUCUGCUAGCCACCUCUGCGCCCUCCUCCGCAUCAUCAUCAUCUUCAUCAUCACCCUCGGCAGCCCCACCAUUCCUCCCCUGCUCCAGAGAGGCCCGGGUGAGUGGGGAGGGGAGCCAGCCUGGGUCGCAGGAAGCAGUCACUCCUUGGCUCAACUUCCUUCCCGGACUUGGUACUGGCCCCGGGUGGGGAAUCCGUCUCCCCUUCCUUACCCAGCCCCUUAUCCUGCUGCCAGCUACCCUAACUCUCCAUAGGGACGUGGCGGAGAAAAAAGGGUGUCUACCACGUGCGUUGCCAGAAGCAGCUGUUGCUUGGAAUAGAGAGAGGUGUGCAUCACAACACAAACCCCCCCCCCUUGGAUUUCUAAGACGUAAUUAGGCUAAACUUACGGAGCUAGUGAUAUUAGCGAGCAGACACACGCCAAGACUGAGAGACAAAAGAGGUAAGUUUUAAGAGCCCGAGACUCCUGGGGGUUGCGGGGAAGGGUGGGUUUUAUUUGAGGCCAUGGCCUGCACAGGGAUCCCUCUGCAGUUGUGAUACCUACACAUUAGUGCUGUGUGCUUCUGAGCAUGUGAAGGGUGCAUAAAUAAGCCAGUCGUUCUCUAUGAAGACAGCACUUUGCAUCAGGGAUUAGUGACAGGAUUUCCAGACAGACUUGAGUCAUACCAUGGCCUCAUCCAUCUUCCCAUACUAUAUUCAAACCAAGUGGACUCAUCCAUGUUCAUUGGGGGCUGGGGGCAAUAGGAAAAUAGAUCUAAAUAUCUCCUGAAUCUAAGCUAGGUGGCUGGCCUCACAGGAUAGUUGUGAGUCAAAAAAGCUGCACUGACUUGUAGGGGGUUUGAUGGUCUACAAAUAAGAGUUGUUUAAAGAGGACUUAAUUUUCUAAUAACUAUGCUUAGGGUGGAGAGCCUUGGUCACUUACCUUUGUUUCUCCCUCAAAAGCCACUCACUUCCGCACUUAAAUUAAUGAUGGAUGAGGACAAGGAGGACAUGAAAGAAGAGAAGUCAGAGGGGAUUCCUAUAUCUGGCACACCAACCGAGGUCAAAGAUGGGGGUGUGGUAAGUAACAGAGGCGCUUUGACACUGAAUGUUUCCCCAGAUGCCUCUGGGUUUAAAAGAAAGACUCCUUUGUGGAAAACAGACCAAACCAUCAUGUCCAUUUCUGCUCAGACUGAUAUGACUUAAAGCAAUCUCAUGCUGGGUGAUCAGCACCAUGGGAAGAUCUGGUGCCUUAAAUAUGUAAGGACCUAAUUUGGUCACCUAAUGGAUUUGUUUGUUUGUGUAUGUAUUUGUUUUCCCAUUCUGUACCUUCAGAAAUUGGAUGCAGACAGGCCAUUGAUGAAGAAUGCGGGAACAUCUCAGGGAUCCUCAGAGAUACGGCGGAAAGGGCUGCUGACUAGAGUAAAGAAGGAAAGGGAAAGAGCACAGGAGAGCAAGGUGUGGCUAUACAAGAUCUCCAGGGACAGACCUAUGAGAUUUUUUUGUUCGGAAGGAGGGUGGUGAGGUGGAAGGAAGGAAAAAUCAGGACUAGAGGUAUGUGUGUCUGUCCUGGGUGUACAGUGGUACCUCGCAAGACGAAUGCCUCACAAGACGGAAAACUCGCAAAAUGAAAGGGUUUUUGGUUUUUUGAGUUGCUUCGCAAGACGAUUUUCCCUAUGGGCUUGCUUUGCAAGAUGGAAACGUCUUGCAAGUUUGUUUCCUUUUUCUUAAAACCGUUAAUACAGUUGCGACUUGACUUCGAGGAGCAACUCAUAGCACGCGGUGUGGUAGCCUUUUUUGAGGUUUUUGAAGACUUUUGUGAUUUUUUAAGCUUUUCCAAAACUUUUCCAACACCGUGCUUCGCAAGACGAAAAAAAGUGCAAGACAAAAAAACUCGCGGAACGAAUUAAUUUCGUCUUGCGAGGCACCACUGUAAUUUGCUUCCUACUAAAUAAUUCUGGGACAGAAAAGGCCCCAUAAAAGACUGAGCCACACACAGAUUGGAGGGAAUAGGUUGGAAAAACCAGGAUUCUGAGAUCCAAUGGGAUGGACCAGGACUUCUUGGUUUGCAGGGAGUGUUUAUUGAUUGCCUUUCUAUCCCAUCCUUCUUCAAGAAGCUCAGGAUGAUGAACAUGUUCCCUUUGCCCCCUCCCCAUUUUAUCCUCACAACAACCUUGUAAGGUCUGUUAGGCGAAGGGGUGGUGACAGCCUAAGAGCACCCAGCAAGUUUCAUGGCCAUGUGAGAAUUGGAGCCUAGGCUUCCCUGAUCCUAGUGUAGCAUUCUGACCGCUAUGCUAUGCUGGCCACUUGUGUUCUGCCCUGUCCAGAUUACACAGGGUUGGUUGGUGCAUUAUUGUGCCUGACUUAAUAGAAAAACAAUAUAGUGUAGGGUUAUAGUGUUGGAUUAAGGGGUGGGAAGAGCAGGAUCAGAUAUUCAAGCUUGAUGCUGAUCCGUGACCUUGGACCAGUCAUAUUUCAUUCUCUCACACACAUUCUCUCUCAAGCUAGCCUGUCUCACAGGGUUAUUGUGAGGAUAAUGUGGGUGAGGGCUAGAACAGCUUAUACUGCCUUGAGUUCCUUGGAAAAACUAUGGAAUAGAAAUCUAAUGAAUAAAAAUAACGUAAAAUCUGCUCCCAGCUACUUUACCUCUUCUUUCAGCCUCUGCCACCUUCUCCAAUGAAAUGGACACGGCUUGCCACUUCAUGCAAAACAGAAAAGGUGGCAACAGAGAAGGAGGAAGAGCCUCCAAUUGUGGUGAAGAUGCUUGAGAUCCCAGUGGGUGACAACAUGGUGAGUAAUGAAAGCAAACCAAUGACUAGAUCUCAGGGCUACAUCUGUGCAAUGGUACCUCUGGUUACAAACUUAAUUCAUUCCGGAAGUCCGUUCUUAACCUGAAACUGUUCUUAACCUGAAGCACCACUUUAGCUAAUGGGGCCUCCUACUGCCGGUGUGCCGCCAGCACACGAUUUCUGUUCUCAUCCUGAGAUAAAGUUCUUAACCCAAGGUACUACUUCCAGGUUAGCGGAGUCUGUAACCCAAAGUGUUCGUAACUCGAGGUGUUUAUAACCCAAGGUACCACUGUAUAGCAGAAAAGGAUACACUGUAUAAAGUGCUCCUGCUUACAUCCGCAUCCCUUUCUAACGUAUAAUAUUCUUCAUUAGCAUUGCCAGCCUUCCAACCAGCCUUUUUAAAAAGCAGCUUGAUUUGGAUUUUUAUGGAGAAAAUAUGUCAUUCGUCUCCUUACUUAAAGAUUGCUGCCGCCACCGCCCUUCAGUUGAUAUUAGAACUGAAUACAGAUUUACAGAUUGAUAAAGCACUCCAGGCAUUGUAGGUCUGUAGGGAAUAGUGUUUUUCUAAGAACUGUCAGCACCAUUAACAAACUACAGCUCCCAGGAUUCUUUGGGGGAAGGCAUGGCUAUUUAAAGUGGCAUGGUACCGCUUUAAAUGUAUGGUGUGAAUGUGGCAUAAAUAACUUGCAGAAAACAGUCUUAAAAGGAGGUUGCAUAACUUACUUACAAACUGCAUAGUUGUCCCAAGGAGGAUGAUAAACAUGACGGAUAGGUGACAAAUUUCAGUUCAGCGCCAUCUUUGCUACUAUACAAGAUAAUGGGGUUGGCAGAGAGAAGAGAAUCCAUCAAUCAGGAGUUGCCAUAGCACGCUGGAUAAGAUUUUCUUAUGUACUCUGGAACAUAACACACCAGCAUGUAUACUGAAGUGAUUGGCCUGGUUAUAUUUUGUCCACAACUUGGAAAAGGGAAUUUUAGAGGCGUGAAUGUGAGUCAUCUCUACUCCUGAUAGGUGGAAGGAAACCAGUUGGGUAUCCAAGACUUGGAACAUGACAGAAAUGGAUGUUAAACAGUUUUGCCAGAUACAAGCACUCUUUGCUCCAACUUUUCAUCACAGUGAUUUUUAUCUAUAUCUAUAUCCCAUGGAAAGUGUUGUCUGCUAAUUUCUCAAGAAUGAGCCACCACUAAAUGAAUAAGAGAAUCCAUUAGAGAUAAAAACAAGAUCUUGCCUGCAAGAGUAUUGUUCUUCAACUUUUAUAGGCAAAAUCUGAAUUAUUUUGCUCUUUUCUCUUAUUAAGAAACUAAGAAUUGGAGAGCUGGAAAGGAACAAAGAGCAGUUGUGGCACACUAUGGAAUGGGCUACGUACUCACAUUGUUGCUUUUUGCUAGUACAGUGGAUAGUGUGAGAAAACUGCCGCACAGGAAGCUCAGUGGCCUACCUAUAAGCAAAAAAACCCACACAUUCUGCAUGCUGAGUGCUACAUAUAUGGUUAUCAUUUUCAGUAUUCUUCUAUAAGUUGCUUUCCUUUGGCAAAAGUCAGCACCGGUGGUGAUUUCGAUACUUUAAAAAUGGCUGUUUGAGUUGGCUGCAGAGAACCCAUCCUGUGAGGAGAAAUUGACAAAGUGGUGUCUCCCCUGGCAACCAUUUCUUACCUCCUUAGCCUUAGGCAUGCACAACAUUUGACUUGUUAGCCUUCUGUGAUGACCCUUGGUGACCUCCUGGGACAGUAAAACACAGUAGGGCUGUCCAGGAUCAUAUAGGUCACACUAUACUGUUGAUGAGAUGUACUUGGUUUAGUGCAGGGGUCACCAGUGCAGCAGCUGCCAGUGUACCCACAGUACCUCCUAUGGUGCCCACAAAAGGUCUCAGUAAAUAUCCCCUCAAAAUCCACAGUGUAUGAGACUGUUUGAUCUUCCUGCUCAGUACCUCUUUGCAUUUGUUCAUUCUCUUCUGCACAAUCCCAUAACAGCCAUUUUGUGAUGGGCACCAAUGGUACUUCUGCAGGAUUCCAAAUGUGCUCACUGCCUCCAAAAGGCUGGUAACCUCUGGUUCACAUGGGCUCUGGUUCACAUCUAGGCCUGUCUCAGCAUUUGAGAACUAUUUGACUCUAGAGGGAUAAGAUACGUGUAAAAAUGCUCACUUUUUGCUGUUUUUGCCUUUUCUAGCCAGAGUGUUCAUUCUCCCAGAAUAGGUUAAUAAUGGAAGAUGGCAGUGAGAAAGAACUGAUAAUUAGAAGAAGAGUGAAGAAGGAAAAAGAUGAGGAAGAGAAUCUGGAAUUUGAAGUGGAGGUGAGGAGGGUUUCCGCAGGUGGGAAACCCGUGAGUGGAGAUGAAGAUGGGAAGGUGAGAUGUUUUAUUUGGGCGAGGGGAAAGAAGGACCAACUUUCAGGGGGGAAAAGGAUUGCUUAACUCAGCCUUUGAAAAACUGGCCCCUCAAAUGUUUUAGACUACAGCUCCCAUCAGCCCUAGCCAGCACAGCUGGUUUGGAAUUGUAGUCAAAAACAUGUGGAGGGCACUACGUUUGCAACGGCUAGUGAAAUCAUUGUCUUGGCCAAACUUGCUCCAUUUUGGUUCUACUGCCUUGCAGGACUUGCCAUCUGAGGAAGAGAUGAAGGCUGAGGUGGAGGAGCAGAAGGCUCAAGAAUUCGAGUUGCAAAAAGUCACCAUCCCGAUAGAUGGGAUUUUGGUGAGUACUGGGGGUAGCAUAGCCGAGGGAAUGUCAGGAGAGCUUGGAGGAGAGACUUGUGGUAGAUGGAGGUGGGGGGUGAGGUGGUUCUAUUGUACUGUUUCCAUGAUCUUUGGGAAUGUUGGGUUUCUCCUGUCAGAGGCCUGAUCUGCAGUAUACAUUUAAAGCAGUAUUGUACCACUUUAAACAGUCAUGGUUUCCCUCAAAGAAUCCUGGGAACUGGAAUUUGCUAUGAGUGCUGAGAGUUCCUAGGAGACCCCUGUUCCCUCACAAAGCUAUAAAUCUCAGAGCCAUUCCCUCUUCCCAAGGAAAUAUAGGAAUUGUAGCUGUAUGAUGGGAAUAUGGGUCUCCUAACAACUCUGGACACCCUUAACAAUUUUCAGGAUUCUUUGGCAGAAGCCAUGCCUGUUUAAAGUGGUACGAUACUGCUUUAAACAUAUGGCACUGAUGGGGCCAGACUGCCAAGGCUGCAUCCUGAUGUUAGCCUUUUUUUGGUGAGUCUUGGCAGCUGUAUGGCAGGGGGGACGAUGAUGAAAGAAGUGGUAUUUGGCAAUUCUUCUGGCAUUGUACAGGACAACAUCUUACUAAUGUUAAGACCUUGUAAGUCACUGAAACUCAAGAGUGCAAUGAAGGAAUAGUAAAGAAAAAAAAUGUCUACAUGCUGAAUCCAAGAUUCACAAAAAAGGCUUGGCGUCAAGAUGAAGCCUUAACAAUAUGGCCAGAGAACCAGCAAGGGAAAAUUUGGCCACAUGCCUCUUUUCUUAUCACGCUGCUGUAGCAUUGGGGCCACCACUAGUAGGGACCCUCUUUGUUGUUGUUGUUUAGUUGUGUCCGACUCUUCAUGACCCCAUGGACCAGAGCACGCCAGGCACUCCUGUCUUCCACUGCCUCCCGCAGUUUGGUCACACUCAUGCUGGUAGCUUCGAGAACACUGUCCAUCCAUCUCAUAAUCUGUCGUCCCCUUCUCCUUGUGCCCUCCAUCUUUCCCAAGGGACCCUCUUUAGCCUUGUCUAAUCUCCUGCCAUCCCCACUUCACUUGCACACAAUAUACACUCCCUUUACAAGUAGGUCAGGUUAUAUCAUCGGCAGCCUGUUAAGCCAAAAGAGAGGCUUGCCAAGCAUAUAUUAACUUUGACCUCUGGUUUUGACCAACUCUUAAUACACUUUAGUUCCUGCUCUUAUUAAAAGAUGAUUUCUAAAACUAUGAUACAGUACAAAGAUGGACUCCUUCUUUAAAAAAAGAAUGACUUGUUUAUGUGGCAGUUUCCAGGCUAGCACGCCUCAUAUCUGUUCCCAGGGUGCCUUUUUUUACAGCAGGCUAAGCUGUCCUAAUCAUUUCCUCCAUUCCUGUAGGUGCCCUCCUCCUCCUCACACCCCAAUACCUGUAGCGUUUGUGGCAAGAGUUUUAGCCGUCGCUCAAACUUGGCCAAGCAUCAGAUCAUCCACACGGGUGAGAAGCCUUACCGUUGCAAUGACUGUGGCCGCAGCUUCAACCAGAGCUCAGCCCUCACCAAGCACCAGCGGACACACACUGGGGAGCGCCCUUACGUCUGCGGAGACUGUGGCAAGGCCUUCACGGCCAGCUCAAACCUCCUCCAGCACCGCCGUUUUCACACAGGAGAGCGGCCCUAUCGGUGUGAGCUGUGUGGCAAGGCCUUCUCCCAGAGCUCCAACUACAACCUGCACCGCCGCAGCCACACUGGAGUCACACCUUAUCAGUGCAAUGUGUGUGGCAAACGCUUUACCGGGAGUUCCUGCCUUACUCGCCACCAGAGGACCCACACAGGGGAGAAGCCAUACCAGUGCCAGGAAUGUGGCAAACGCUUUUCUGGGAGCUCCACUCUGGCCAACCACCGGCGCACCCACACAGGUGAGAAGCCUUACGGCUGUGCUGAGUGUGGCAAGAGGUUCACCCACCACUCCAACCUAGUGGACCACUGGCGGGUGCACACAGGAGAGAAACCAUAUGUUUGCACCGAGUGCGGGAAGAGCUUUCGGCUUAGCUCCCACAUCAUUCGCCACCGCCGCACUCAUGCCAAUGCCCGCGGUGCUAGCCUGGCAUAUGACAUCCUUGGCAGCGUCGAUACAGCUGGCAGUGACGCCAGCAUUAGUGCCCAUCACGUCAGCCUCCUCUAUGGAAACGCCAGCAGCACUGACGGUGGCAGCCCUCAUGGGUCCGGUCACAAUGCCCUGUGUGCCAAUAGGAGCAUCUCCAAUGGCAACAAUGAUACCGAUGGGGAAGAGGGCAGCCGGCUUCUCAUCUGCAGCCAGUGUGGUAAAGGUUUCCACCUGGAGUCCGGCCUUCAAGAAGACUCCGUGCUGGGUGAGGGACCCUAUACUUGUACUGAGUGUGGCACCAGCUGUUGGACGUAG
Messenger RNA from Podarcis lilfordi (Lilford's wall lizard), 8068 nucleotides. NCBI's taxonomy places the organism in Eukaryota, Metazoa, Chordata, Lepidosauria, Squamata, Lacertidae. The record is from the annotation of a GenBank genome assembly.